CAACAGGGAUGGGCUGAACUUUCAGGAAGACGUGUUGGCGAUCACUCGGGUAUAAUGGCACAGAAGAUAAAACUUCUGGUGCGCAGUGCAGUAUUCAUCUCAGCAAAAUUUCCAGUAUGUAGAUGACUGUGCCGUUAAAUUUUUGUUCAGACUAACACCACACCAUGUUUCAAGACAGAUGGCCAGCAGCUGAUAUCCAAUCUGAUGAGGCGUACACAGACUUCAGAAGUUGAUCCAAAAUGACUACGGCAAAGCCUCCUUGUUCCAUUGAAAACUGGACUGAGGAAGAUGUCCACCACUGGCUGAUCACAGAGGUCAAAGUUCAUCAGACAGAUGCAGACAGAUUCGUUGAAGAAGAAGUGUCAGGAUCAAGUUUAGAUGAGUUUAAAAAGGAAGACAUCUUGGACUUGGGAAUAAAACACGGUCCUGCUGUAAAAAUCACAUCCUAUCUAAGAAAUCUGAAAAAAGGAUCACAACAUGAGCCGCAGUUCCCAGCAUAUGUGGAAAAGUGGACAAAGGAGCAAGUGGCCCAGUGGUUACUGCAGCAUGUUAGGAUAUACAACAAAUAUGCAGUACGAUUCCAAGAGGAAGAUGUGUCUGGAGAUUGCCUUGUUUGCUUCACGAAGCAAGAUUUACUGGACCUGGAAGUGAAAAGCGGUCCUGCUGUAAGAAUUCUGUCAGAACUCCGUCAGCUGAAAAACAAACCAGAGCCGACACUGGAACCCAUCCUUCACACCAGCACAGACCAAACAGAAGCUCCAAAUCCCACUCAACCUAAGCUGAGUCUGGCGCAGGCCACGGCAUCCGAACAACCAGAAUCACGUGACAAUAUUGAAUCAAAAACAGACAAUACGGUGGAAAAUGAACAAGAAAAGACUCAGCGACCAUCCAAGAAAGCUUCAGAGAAGGAGGAAAUUCAGCAGCCAAGGCCACGAGACUUGGGGGCCAGGAGAAAAGAGGUUUCUAAAACUACAGUCCUACAAGACGCAUCCAAGAUUAAACUGGAGAUAAAGAAGACCCUAGCCAACCUUUCACCACAUGACCUGAAAGAUUUCCAUUUCUGCUUACAAGAAUACUCAAAAUCCAAACAUACACCUAUUCCUCGGUGUAAACUGGAAAAGAUUGACAUCAUGGACACAGCUACAUUAAUAAUUGAGCACUUCAGUAGCAAAGAUGCUUUACAAGUCACAAAAGAUGUUCUAAAAGAAAUCAAUCAGCUUCAACUCAUCUGUGACCUGGAAAAGAACAUGGGCCAACUGGAGCAGCGGACUCUGUCAGAACAUGUUUUGAAGAAAGAAGCUAACCAGGGUGACAAACUAAAGAAUUUAUUAACUUGUGGUGGGAACUCACUGGAUAAUUAUAACAGAUUUGUUGUUGUAGUAAACAAGAGCAGUCCAGAACAAGUGCAGUAUCUACAGUUCUUGAAUAAGCUAAAACUGUUCUGUGUGUUAGAUUUUGACCCCAACUCCAUUGCUCCAGGUGGACUGUGUCAUUCCUACAGAGAGUCAAGGGUAGCCAAUCUUCACACUCCAUCACAAUAUCAAGGACAAACUGAGUCAGUAAUCAAGAACCUGAACCUCUGCAAACAGACCAGCUGGGUCUUCUGCAAUGGCAGACAUGAUCUUGACAGUGACUCAAACAAGGAGUUAGACUAUAGGAACUGGCUGAGGAAAUCUUGUGGAGUUGUAGACCAAUUGGUUUCAUUCAUUUGCAACCCUGAAGUUCUUCUUCAUGGAAGAAGUCUCAUCAUAUUCCUCCUGCUUUCACCUGUGGAUACUGAGAAAGACCCAAUCUUUGACACCUACAAGUCUUUCAUAAAAUACACUGAAGAGGAAGGCAUCGUCACAAUUUGUGAAUCUCAGCACUCAUAUGAGAAAUGGAGGGAACUGAUACAAGAAAAGUGUGAGUCUGACAUCGACCCACGAUCCAUAUACGCUCUGACCCUUAGCGAAGUCAAUGGAACCAUAAUGGCACUGGGACCACUCAAUCAGUCCACUGGAAGGCUGCUUCCCUCCUCUGGUUCCAGUGCUGUUGUCCUGAAACAGAAGGAUGAAGAUUUCAUGCCCGCUCUGGACAUUUUGUGCCUGAAUCAGUGUGAAAACAUUUAUGAUGAAAACAGUCAAGAGUUUCAUGAUUUCAGGAUCAAAGUUGAGGAGGAGUUCUACAGAGGAGGCAAAGUCAAAUGGUGGAACUUCUACUUCUGUGACAAAGACAAAGACAAGCCAUUUGUCAAGCGGGACAAGUAUGAAAAUGUGAAGAAGAUGAUCAGGUCUCAGUUGAGAGACUCAAAAAACAUAUGUGCUCUGAUCAAUCUGUUUCACCAUCCAGGCUGUGGUGGCACCACCUUAGCAAUGCACGUGAUGUGGGAUCUCCGUCAUGAGUUCAGAUGCGCUGUGCUGAAAGACAACACACUGCCAAAGACAGAAGUUGCCAUUCAAGUUCAAAGGCUCAUGAAACUUGAAAGUGAGAGACCAUCUCCAGUUUUGCUGUUAAUCGAUGACUCAAAGGAAACUGGGAAUCCUCAUGAUCUUGUGAACUGCAUACAUAAAGCUGCAUUAGAGGACAGCUUAAAUAUAAAUAUAGAUGAUGCACCAAACUGCAAAGUGAUCAUCCUUAACUGUGUUCGUUCCCAUAGUCCAAAGGACCAGUACAGACAGCACAAUCCAUCACAAGCUCAAUACAUAACUGCUUCAUUGACACAAGAAGAACAGAAGGACUUUGAAAAGAAACUCAAAGAGCUUGAAGAAACCCAUGAAAACCCUAAAAACUUUUACAGCUUCAUGAUCAUGAAGCGCAAUUUUGAAGAAAAAUACAUCAAUGAUCUUGCUCGUAACACACUGGUGAACUUUGAUAUCAGCAAAAAGGAGGCCCGACUGUUUGCCUUCCUGGCAUUACUGAACACCUACGUGGCAGGAUCUGAAAUUUCUCUCUCUCUCUGUGAAGAUUUUUUGGGGAUGAAAAUGAUUCGCUGGCAAGAGGACAGUAUACUGGACAGAAUGAAGCCAUAUUCAAACUUUCUCAUCAUAGACACAGUUGAAGACUGGGGAGGAUACAAAGGAAUCCGAAUCCUUCAUCACUCCAUAGCAUCUGCAUGUCUUGAUGAGUUUGAGAGAAGCUGCUAUUUGAAAGUAAGCGAUAUCACUGUAGAGAUUCUUCACUGUGAUCUGUUCUUCAGUGUUGGAGUUGUCAAACACAGAUUCAUGCUAUCAAUUCAACGAAUGUUGAUUGAAAGGCAGCGCAAAAAAGGUGAGAGAGAUGAGAGAGAGCCAUUUUCUCCUCUCAUAGGCAAAAUCCACAACCAGCAAGGGAGACAAACUGUCCAAGAAAUCUUUGUGAAAGCAUCAUCCAGGUUUGUGACAAGUGCAUCUAUUCCACAGGCACUGGCAAGAUAUUUGUGCAUCAAUGAGCGUGACUUCCCAGAAGCUCUGAAAUGGGCAGAAAAGGCCAAGAACAUUAAGGAAAACCCAUACACAUUUGACACAAUUGGGCAGAUUCACAAAAGCAAUUUAAAAUCUAACAACCACAAAGAAAAGCAGGAGACAUCAUGCAAUCCAGAAGACCUAAACACAAACAUUAAAAUAGCAGUAAAUGCCAUCACAGCAUUUAGAAGAGCUCAAGAGCUGGCAAAUGCAGAGGAUGAACCUGAGAUGGAGGCUGCUGAUGAUGAGUCAGAUGACUAUCCCAGAAAGUCAUAUAAUGUUUUUGGCUAUGUAGGUGUGCUGGAAAUUGCCUUCCUUGUCCUUGAGAUUUUGAGCAGAUUGCCGUUCUUUGAGCAAAGUGAUCCAAUGAAGAAGAAGUACUUGCAGAGUUUUCUGGAAAAAACAAUCCCAAUCACCAGCGUGUAUAAGGAGGACAAUGAGAUCAACAAUAGAUACGUGGAGAUCAUCAAAGAACACAAGCAGUUUCUCCUCAGUCUGAAAACUGAAGUAAAGGAAAUGUUUGAACUUUUUGACUGUUACUUCACAUAUAUAAAAGGGAACAAUUCAGAUUUUGAUUCAAAGAAUCAUCAGACCGUCUGUAGUCAUUUCAAAGACUACGUAAAUCUUUUUUGCACUGCGCCAGAAGAAAAAAAAAAAGAACGACAAAACAAUCCUAAUCUUGAUUUGAAAAUCGAUAUUGAAGAACGAAAAAUGUUUCUUGAAGAGAAAAAUGCAGAUACAUUUGCAGGAAUUAUUCAGCAUUUGUACAAACCCGCUGAAGAGAUUGAGAGCAUCACAGAAUGCUAUGCAUUCUUACAAAAAAACUUUAUCAACAAAAAACAAAACACAAAGGAAACAAUCAAUUACAUUUUGUCAAACAUAGUUCUUUACAUUCUGAAACCAAAAUCUAAACACGUCAAGAGUAGUAACCACCUCUCUGCUCUACUUUCGAAAACUCUGCAAGAUGUAGGACUUGGGUUUCCCUUCCCCGACCCAUACUACCUGGCUUUGCUCUUAUUCUGGCCAAGUCCUACUCAGGAAAACACUGAAAUCGGGGUAUAUGUGAGAGCAAUUCGAAACUCAUAUCACAAGCGCCUGACUUUAUGGUUUCGAAACAGGAGCACUGUUGCCCACUUCUUUUUGGGGAAAGAAGAGGGACUCAAGAGGCUUGUUUCUAAACCCCAACUGGAUGAGAACUUUAAAGAGAUGCGCCGUGAUAUCUUGGCACAACACUGGCGGAACGGAGAUAUAUUUAAAGAAAAAGCAAUAAUUGACCGCCUUCAACGAGUCAGUGGAACCACUGAGCAAGGAGAGGUGUUUGCUAAUUAUGGAAAACUGAAGAUCCCUGUUCGUCCAGCUCUUAUUGCUGGUAUAAGAAGUGGUUUCAGCACAGAAAAGGUUUCUUUCUACCUUGGUUUUGCUGUUAAUGGACCCCUUGCUUAUGACAUCCAGUAUGAAAACUAGGGUAGUUGACUGUACAAACACAUGCAACACAAGCACUGAGAAAAAACAAAACAAUCACCAGUGUGUAUGAGGACAAUGGGAUCAAUAACAGAUAUGCGGAGAUAAUCAAAGAACACAAGCAGGUUCUCCACAGUUUGAAAACUGAAGGAACUGACUGUCUGUGGUCAUUUUAAACAGUAUGCAGUUCGUUUUUGCAACACACCAGAGGACAUAAGAGAAUGACAAAACAAUCCUAAUCUCAAUUUGAAAAUGGAUAUUGAAGAAAGAAAAUUAUUUCUUGAAGAGAAACAUGCAGAUACAUUCACAAGGAUUCUUCUGCAUUUGGACAAACCUGUCGAAGACGUUAAGAGCAUUUCGAAACUCGAAAAGGAGCACUGUUGCCCAACUGAGACUCAAGGCUUGUUUCUAAACCCAAACUGGAUGGAAAACUGAAAAUCCCUGUUUGUCCAGCUCUCACUGCUGGUAUAAGAAGUGGUUUCAGCACAGACAAGGUUUCUUUCUACCUUGAUUUUACUAUGGAUGGACCCCUUGCUUAUGACAUCCAGUAUAAAACCAUGGGUAGGUGAUUUUUACAGACAUGUGAAACAAGUAUUGAGAAACGAGCUGUACAGUGGAAAAAAGUGGUGUGGCAUCUAGUGACUCACUGUAAUGGAAUUUCAACCACACCUCAUAAAAACACACAAGCAAAUUAUAGGUAAAACAGAUUGUGGGGUUAAAUUAAUCCUGCGGCUCAAGCUAUAUAUGUAUAUAUGUUUUUAUAUUCCUUUUAUCUCAUUUA
Molecule: messenger RNA, 5661 nt
Organism: Epinephelus fuscoguttatus (brown-marbled grouper)
Lineage: Eukaryota; Metazoa; Chordata; Actinopteri; Perciformes; Serranidae
Product: sterile alpha motif domain-containing protein 9-like
Exons: 4
Coding region: 240-4883 (1547 amino acids)
Cellular component (GO): cytoplasm
Molecular function (GO): protein binding
Source: RefSeq, a predicted model, not a curated record